CAGAGACGACUCAACUCAACACUGACGGAGAGUCUUCCUAGCAAUGGAAGCCAUGGCGACGAGCCUUCGACUAGCCGUAGUUCUCUCUUUCUUCGCUUCUCUAUCAUUGGUCGUUAGAUCAUCGUCUCCGGAGCUUCAGAUCCUCACCGCUGAACGUCGAGUGGACCUGAGUUCUCACAUUGUUCGGACGUACUUGACAUUGAAGGUUGAAAAUACAGGGGAAGCUCCAGCUUCAGAAGUCCUUCUUUGUUUCCCACCACAACAAGCCGAGCAUCUAGCAGUUGUAAAAGCAGCAGCUGUUAUUGGAAAGAAGAAGAAGACAUCUUAUCAGUCUCUUGAGGUGGAGCUAGCUAACCGCCCCGAUGGACCAAAUGGAGCUAAAUACUACUCUAUAUCUUUGCUUAAGCCAUUAAACAAAGGUGGAUCUGUCUCUAUUGAAGUACUAUAUAUACUGACUCAUUCACUUGUACCUUUCCCAGCAGAGAUAAGCCAGUCCGAUUCUCAGCUAGUGUAUUAUCAUGACAGUGCUGUAGUACUGUCACCUUAUCUUAUUAAAGAACAAAUUACGAUUUUAAAGACCCCAAGUACUAAGGUUGAGUCCUUCACAAGAGUGGAACCAACUGAUCGCUAUGGUACAGAAAUAAAGUAUGGUCCAUAUGAGGAGAGCCCUCCAUAUUCAUACUCUCCCACAAUUGUUCAUUUUGAGAAUAACAAUGCAUUUGCUGUUGUUGAGGAGCUUGUACGUGAAAUUGAAAUUUCUCACUGGGGCAGUAUACAGAUUACAGAGCAUUAUAAGUUAAUGCAUGCUGGUGCUCAGCACAAAGGUGUUUUCUCAAGGGUUGACUACCAGUCUCGGCCAUCUUUGAGUGGUGUCUCAUCAUUCAAGCACCUCCUUGCCGAAUUACCCCCAAGAGUUCACUCAGUGUACUACAGGGAUAACAUAGGGAACAUUUCAUCCUCUCGCUUACGUACAAGUGCGAAGAAGUCCGAGCUCUUAAUUGAGCCACGAUACCCGUUAUUUGGAGGCUGGAAAGCCACCUUUGUCAUUGGAUAUGGGGUUCCAUUGAAUGAUUUUCUUUAUGAAUCCACUAAUGGUGAUCGCUACCUAAAUUAUAGUUUUGGGUGCCCUCUUGCUGAGACUGUUGUUGACAAGCUGACCAUCAAGGUGGUCCUGCCGGAGGGUUCCAAGAACCCAUCUGCUGUGGUUCCUUUUCCUUUUGAACAGAGAUUAGAGAAGAAGUACUCAUACCUUGAUGUUGUAGGAAGGACUGUGAUAGUCCUGGAAAAGAAAAAUGUAGUUCCUGAGCACAACAAUCCUUUCCAGGUUCACUACCAGUUCAAUAAAAUUUUCAUGCUUGCCGAGCCACUGAUGUUGACUGGUGCCUUUUUCCUCUUCUUCGUUGCUUGCACCACUUACCUGCAAAUGGAUCUCUCAAUUCGAAAAUUCAAGCAAACAUGACAGUAACGACUCUCAGGAGGCAACCUUGAUAGUAUGAUGUGCAGCCAAGAUUAUUAAGUGCAGUUGGAACUUCCACUAAUCAAGGUAGAAGAUGUUGUGAUUUGUGAAGUAGAUGAAUUUUUGGUCUCUCCAUCCCCUUGUAGAAUGAAACUCGAGAAAGUCCGCAAUUUGUUCACUAGAACGAGACAUUAUGAAAUUAUUACAUGUAUUUUGCAGUCAGGACAAAGAAUUGACAACCAAAAGCUCACUUUUCAACAUAAAUACAACAUCACUUAGGUUUGCAUAUUAACAAUUCCUUUUAUGUCAA
This is a messenger RNA of Ipomoea triloba (trilobed morning glory), 1766 nucleotides long. RefSeq names its product dolichyl-diphosphooligosaccharide--protein glycosyltransferase subunit 1B. The record is from RefSeq and is a predicted model, not a curated record. The coding region runs from base 44 to 1459 and encodes 471 amino acids. Lineage: Eukaryota; Viridiplantae; Streptophyta; Magnoliopsida; Solanales; Convolvulaceae. Gene Ontology annotation, cellular component: oligosaccharyltransferase complex; membrane. The transcript has 9 exons.